Sphaerulina musiva SO2202 is the source of this 687-nucleotide messenger RNA. RefSeq lists its product as uncharacterized. Lineage: Eukaryota; Fungi; Ascomycota; Dothideomycetes; Mycosphaerellales; Mycosphaerellaceae. The transcript has a single exon. The coding region runs from base 1 to 687 and encodes 228 amino acids. The record is from RefSeq and is a predicted model, not a curated record.
AUGUCUCAAGUCAUGGUUUUUAGACAAGCUACCGAGAAGCGUCACGAGCCAUCCAAAUUCCUCGCCCUGCCACCAGAGCUUCGCAACACCAUCUACAGCAUGGCAUUCAAAGCCGAGGACCCCAGCUCGACAUCCUGUACGACAGCCCCCAAAUUGGAAGCCCCUCCCCUCCUCAUGAGCUGUCGACAAAUCUACAACGACGCCCACCUCCUCUUCUACGCCGCGACCACCUUCCGCUGCACUCUCGGCGACAAAGUCGCCCAAUGGCUCGCCGAUAUCCCCGAGCCCAACCGCAUCGAAAUCCGAAAAGCACAAGUCUUCGUCCCACUUGCACUGUGGCAAAUGCAAUCCCAACACCACAGUCUCUCCGACAUGGCCGCCGCCCUACAAAAGAUGGUUUCCGCACUGAAUCUUUCCGUGCGUCAUCUCAUGCGAGAAGAUUUUCGAUUUGAAAUCAAUGUCUGGGUUAAUCCUCACGUGGCGAAUGAGGAUGACUGGGAGAAUUUGCUCAGUAAGGGCCGUUGGGUCAGUGGGGAGACAGAGGAGGAUUUGAGUGCUGUGUGGACUUUUGAUCCACAGAAGACGGUGGCGGAGGAGUUGGAGAAGAGGGAUGAGGUGAGAGAGCACCUGAUUUUGAAGAAGAGGGAGGAAGAUGGGAGAGAGAGACUUGAUGCCCUUUGGGGCUGA